CUGUAUUUUUUUUAUAUUUAAAAAGGUGUCUGUUUUGAACAUUUAUUGUUUCAUAACCAGAAAAAGUAAUCACUAUUUUAAAACUUUCACAGAUUUUAAAAAACACACGGUAGUGCUGACAUCCUUUGAUCGAGUUAUGCCUGUGGCCUGACUUCAUCAUAUGCUCUCCUAAUUCUCUCAUGUGGAAGCGAGGGUGGCCGGGCUAUAAUUUUCAGCGUCCCUUCUGGCCUUUUUAACUGUUCAUUGCCACAAGCGAUCCAGAACUGUCGGUAUUGUUUCUUGUUGCCAAUGCAUUAUGCCUGAAUGUAGUUUAUUUAUUUUAUUUUUAGAAGUAGGGUCCGGGGGGUGGGAGGGGGGAGUGGGUCUGACCAUGCUAAUCUCAACAGAGGCUUUGCCUUGUCCUUAAUCUUACAGUACACUACUCAGGGUUUUCUAAGAGUAGAGAGGCUCUAUAUUCGGAGCAGCCAGAUUUAUAAGAGUCUGUGUGUGUGUGCGUUCCUUCCGUAGAUCAAGAGCUUGUCCGUACCGUCUGGUGCUCUUUUAGGGGCGAAUGUCAACGUCCAAAGUGGAUCAAGGGCGAAAGAUGACUUGAGUGAGACUAGUAAGAAGCCUUUUGGGUGUGCUGUUUUGAGCUUCUGUUGGAAUUUUCCUGUGUUGGCAACCCUGGGUUAGGGUCGCACACCCCCACAGUUCUUGGAGGACAGAGCCACAAAUCAGAGACAGGAAUUCUGAUACUCUUAUGAGUACAGUUUUUACUAAUUUUUUUUUAGUUUAAAAAAUAGGGGAAGAUAUUUUACUUGAGAAGCACAAGUUCAUUUAAGAAAAGCUUUAAAGACCGGUGUCCUAUAUUCAGAGAGGGGACUAAGUUGAAAUUCAGCCAGGAUGAGUAAAGAGAAUUAAAAAUCUGGCCAUUUUUAAAGCCUGUGUUGGCUAGAAUGGCAGCUUGAAAACUGAUAUGUCCUGGGUCUUAAAAAAAUAAGAAAACAUAUUCUCAAAUGUGAAGUGAGGUUUCUGAAACUGAAAGGGUGAUUGUUUUGCACUUAAAAUGUAUUUUUUUAAUGUUCAUCUUUGUUCCUGUUUCAAAUAAUUGACAUUUAUCUUCAGUUGUGUUUACUCUUCUCAAAACAAUGUGGUUUUUUAAAUUUAAAGUUUGUACUGAUAAAAUAAAUGACACAUUUCAUCCAAGUGCUGCUGAAUUUCUUUUUCACGAUAAGCAUGGCUAUAGACUAUGUUAGAGAGGGGACAGGUUUUCCCAUUUUUCAAAUUGGCAAAAUCCUGAUGCAGUGUAGGGGAUGCUAGGGCCAGCUUGGCCAGCUGGCAUCUGUCCCCUAUGGGCGGGGGUCUCUUCAUUAGCAGGCUUCCUUAGAACAUUUAAAGAGAAAUGUGUUUGCCCCAGUUUUGACUUACAUGCAUUUUUGAGGGGAACACAGCUCUUGUGUAAAAUUAAGUACUGCUGAAAAGAGGUGAGUCCACUUCAACUGACUUUUCUCAUCUGACAGUUUCUUAUUAGUUUCAGCUAAAGUGAUACUAAUUACUAUCCAGAUAAAUUUAGAUAAAUACCAUCUCUGUAUCUUUUUAGUUCAGUAUAUUUGUAAAAACAGUACAAAGUGAGAUCCUGAGUUUAAAAGCCAUAAAUAAAACAAAUUAUUACGCCAUUGAAAAUGAUACAGUGAUAAAACAUAGCGGGACGGGUAAUAAGCCAGGGUCGCGAGAGCAGUGUCGCCCGUGAGGAGGCGCCGCAGCGGCUCAGCCUUGCUGAGUUUUAAGAGUUGGAGGUGGAGGUUCCCGUUCUGCUCCCGCGGGCCCACGGCUCUGUGUCCAGCACCGCUGUGUGCGUGGCCGCCCCCCCUGCUUUGGUCCCUCUGCCCUGCACGAGGUUGCGCACCUCCUGGGGACUUCGGAGCAGGAGUUGGAGGAACAGACAGCCCCGCUGCUUGCUGUCUGUCCUGCUCUGUCUAGGAUGAGUCGGACCCUCAUCGCCGCGUCCACAGAGGGUCAGGGAGGGAGGCCACUUUCGCCUGUGCGCUCCCUGGGAGCCUGCCCUGUAGUCCCAGGCACCGCUGGAGGGGGGACUGGGGCUGAGGACUGUGUUUCCUGGUGGUGUUUCAAUCUGGAGGCUUCUUGUCCUGAUUUGUUUUCUUAGCAAAUUGCAGUUCUGUUUCCCGGGCCUGCCAAAGGGCCGGGCUGCUCGUGCAGUAGAUGGGGCUUCUGGAGUCCGCCCGCCCGGUGGUCGUCUGUCCCGGGAUAGCUUUGUGACCUUGGGCAAGCUCCUUAACUUUUCUGAGUUUCAGUUUCCUCAUUUACAGAUUGGAAUAAUAGUUCCUAGCUCACCUAGUUUCUGUGAGGACUAAAACAAUACAAAGAACAUAAGAUCCCUAUUAGGGAGCUCUGAAAAGCGAGCUGCGCCUGAGGGUUACCGCUUCGUGGACUCGGCCCCGGAUUGCGCAGGUUGGAUGACACACGGUUUGUUUACAACUGCAGACGACACCGUGGUCCUGUAGGGUCCACGCGGCGGCGGAAUGCUGGUGACUUAAUCACGACUCACAGACGCUCCGGGAGCAGUUACGAGGAUUCUGGUCCCUUCGUUGUGGUCGUUGCACACGGUGUGAUCUGUGAAUGCACAGAAGGCCCUAAGCCCCUGGGGGCAGAACUGGGCAAGGGGGUGGAGUGGGGCAGGGCAGAUGCAAGACCCCAGUUUGCUUGUAAGAAUUUUGCUAUAAACUGUUCAGGAUUUAGGGCUUAUUACUUGAAGAAUUUUUUUAAUGUAGGUUUUUCCUUACGUUCUGUUUUUCCCCUUUAUCUGUGGAUUUUUAAAUUUUGCCUUGUUCCUUUAUUAGAAAAGCAAACCAAGUAUUUGCUAAAUGAAUGAAAAAAUAAAUUUAGAUAAAUGCAAGGAAGGGGGAAGAAAAGCAAUAUAAAUUCUUCACCCAAUUCUGCAGUAUGAUUUAGAAAAUUUACAAAGUAUUACCUAUACAAGACUUAUAUAUUGUUUUCCAUUAUUUUUUGAUCAUCAUUUGGAUCUUUGGAAACUGGCAGUUCUAAAUUCUGAGCUCUGGAGGCACCUCAGGAUUCUUUGAACCUGUUCACUGCCUCUAGGCAAGAGAACAGCUUAACCAAGCCAGACCCACGGUCACCCUCCCCAUCUUCCAGGCUUUCUAAGGCAGUGUCUUAUGCAGGAAAAAUCAACGGGAACGCUCAGUAUCAUUUCAAAAUAAGUGAAAACUUUGCCUGUGGACAUUGAGCUGAAGAAAGGAAGCGGCAGUCAGGAUUGCAGUCAGAUUUUUCAGGAUGGCUUUUGCCAAAUGCCAGAUCAAGUCAAAUUCAUGUUCACAAGUAUGUCCAAGAAAAUUAAGAACUGGUGCAUGAAAAGAUAGGAAAACAGUCCCAAAUCCUAGCAGUUUCAGAGCAAGCUUAUGAUCAGCUUGCUGAUGACCGUAUGGCUCUGGUGUCAGGCAUUAGCUUAGAUCCAGAAGCAGCAAUUGGCGUGACAAAACGGUCACCUCCGAAAUGGGUGGACGGAGUCGACGAAAUACAGUAUGAUGUCGGCCGGAUCAAACAGAAGAUGAAGGAGUUAGCCAGCCUUCACGACCAGCAUUUAAACAGACCCACCCUGGAUGACAGCGGCGAGCAAGAACGUGCCAUCGAAAUAACCGCCCAAGAGAUCACUCAGCUCUUCCACAGGUGCCAGCGAGCCGUGCAGGCUCUGCCCAGCCGGGCGCGCAGGGCCUGCUCCGAGCAGGAGGAGCGGCUCCUUCGCAACGUGGUGGCCUCGCUGGCGCAGGCUCUGCAGGAGCUGUCCACCGGCUUCCGGCGCGCGCAGUCGGGCUACCUCAAACGCAUGAAGAAUCGAGAGGAAAGAUCCCAGCAUUUUUUUGAUACGUCAGUACCACUAAUGGAUGAUGGAGGCGAUAAUACUCUUUACGACCGGGGUUUUACGGACGACCAGUUGGUGCUGGUGGAGCAGAACACGCUGAUGGUGGAGGAGCGGGAGCGGGAGAUCCGCCAGAUCGUGCAGUCCAUCUCAGACCUGAAUGAGAUAUUCCGGGACUUAGGAGCGAUGAUCGUAGAGCAGGGUACCGUCCUUGACAGAAUUGACUACAACGUAGAGCAGUCCUGUGCCAAGACCGAAGAUGGCCUGAAACAGCUUCACAAGGCAGAGCAGUAUCAAAGGAAGAAUCGGAAGAUGCUUGUGAUUUUAAUAUUAUUUGUCAUCAUCAUUGUCCUCAUUGUUGUCCUCAUCGGCGUGAAGUCUCGCUAGGCGUCCGUGGGGCUGCGUGUGCCACCCGCAUGGCCUCCCGGGCGUGAGGGGCGUGGCCACCCCGCGGGCACAGCAGAGGCGCGGGCUGUGGACCGCGUGGGGGCCUCAAGCGCCGGCCUGGACUCCUCGUCACAGUCGUGCUCAAGCAGAGGGAAUGGGCUUCUGGUUUUCCUUCGUUGUCAAGAAUUUAAGGACCUUUGCUACUGCUGCAGGAUAGAGAUUGAGCAGUGUUAUCAGUCAUAAUAUAUAUUUUUUUUAGAAAGAGAAAAUGAGUUGAAUGUUUACAGGCACUCCACAAGCUGGUCGAUACUGUAUGUGCAUAUGUUAUUUUUUUAGCUGUCAUGUCGGAGCAACAUGUUAAAAUAAUUUUUGGAAACAUUUUUUAAAAACCAUCUGGUUUUUAAGAAAUUUGGUACCAAAAAUUUGUGAGUAGAGGCAAAAAUGCCUCUUCAUCUUUCUUUGUAUGUUUUCCAGUUGAAAACAAACUGAGAAGUCCUUUAAGAAUUUAUAAUCCAUUCCCCAUUAACUUAAUUUAGCUUUUCCAUCACUGUUAAUGAUCAGAGUAACAAAGUGUGAAAAAGAAGAAACCAUCAUUGAUGGUAAUUAACACAUUUAGAUGGGCCGGUUACAACGGCCUCAUAAGUUUGAGUUAACUGUAAAUGGGCUGUUCCUCAUCCAGAAUCCGUGCCCUGCAUCUUCUACUGUAAACCAAAAGGGGUUACUAAACAAAACCACCUAAACUUAGAAGUUGCUAAUUCAAACCGACCUCACCAGAAAACAUGCAAAUGGAAGAUGGGCAGUGUCAUGGAAGUCACCAGAAUCAGCCGGUGUGUCCCUGUGCUCGUCCCCAGCUGUCCUUGCUCAAUCCAUUACUUCUAUACUAACCACAUAAUGGCCUGUUCAAACCAGACACCAUUUAAUGAACUGUGAAUUUACACACAGGCCGUUCUGAAUGGGCCGCCCCAUUUAGGAUUAGUGGAUCUCAAAUUAUUAACCAAACAUCACUCCGUUUCAAAGUCAAAUACUCCACCAGUGGUAUGAUUUAUCAGCUCCUUCACUGCUGCUAAUGUGCCCAAGAAAGUAGGCAUGUUCCUGCAGAUUGUGAAAAUCUGGAUUAGGAAAUCCCUUCUUUGCGUGAGCAUGAAUCAGAUCGCCAAAGCAAGACUUUGCCGUUUACUUACCUAUUGUUAAUAUGGUGCUCGAAUAUAUUUCUAGAACUGUAGAAUAAUGUGGAAAGUGAUGGCGACUUUGAAAGCUGAAGUUGUUCAUGUUUUAUUGGGUCUUGAGACACCAGUAUCUUUUUAAUGGUCUUUGUAUAAUUUCCGAUGGCUUUUCCAUUGUUUUUUUUUACCUCUCCUAAAAAGUUUGAGAGGAGCAUGACUUCAUUAAAUGUGCCGUGCUUUAUUUGGAUCAGUCACAUAAAAUAUCUCUUUAGGAUUGACUUUCAAGUAGGUUUCUGGAAACUUAAACUCAAGUCCAGAGGUUCAAGUCAUCCAAACAGAUCGUGGUCUUAAUACCCAAACCCACGUCCCAGCCUUCCCUUCCCAAGUCGUCUGUGACUCCAGGAGGCCACUGGUUUUCAUAUUACUGCCGUGACUGUAGAAUGAUCUAGAGGCACCCCUGGCAUUUCAGGAAAUCACGUGGUAUUCCCUGACAGACAGUUAUUUAUUGGGAAAAAGGUCGGGAAAUAUGAACCCCCACCUCCUGGGUCACCCCCGACACGUGGGGCUUCUCCAGACCUCGUGAGGAGCUCUAGGCACUCCUUACUCACAGCCGAGUCGAAUCCGGUGGCAGAGUCUGGGUGUCCUGGAGACCAGCUUCCCCGAGGAGCAGGGCUGCGCCGGGCAGGGCUCUUCCCUGCCCGACGGCCUCCAGUGGCACUCCUGGAUGACUGGUGGAGCUUUUAACGUGCUCAGUCUUACCCUUGAAGGAAAGUGACCCUUUAAGAAAGGAUCCCACAAGAAAGAAGGGACCGCCAUUUAUUUAUGUUUAUUUUCAGUUAAUAGGGGUGAUCGGGGUUGGUUUUUGCUCCCUACCCCCUCACCCCAUUUGGGUUAAAUAAUAGAGCUAACACACGUGGUGUCAAGGAUCUCGAGUGGUCUGAAGCCGGCGCGGGGCCAGCAAAAGCCCCACUGGCUGCUGCCAUUGCCUUGCCCCACGGCGGGAGGCCGCCCCAGAGCCUGGCGCCAGCGGGCCCAGCUCCUCGAAACACUGUAUUUUUCUUUUGAGCCUUUAUUAGGGAAAGAUCAGCAGCCUUGGGGCAAGUAAGAGAAAACUGGUAAUGGAGUCCCGGUCCCUCAGGGUCAUUCUUCCCCUCUGAAGGAGACGGGCUCCUGCAGACAGCCCUCGCGUGCGAGAAGGUCGAGGCAUCCCUCCGUCGGGCUCUGGUCACGAGCCUGCGGUGCGAGCAGAGAAGAGGGCCGGCAGGGAAAGCUCCGUUCGGGCACCCCUGGGCUCAGCCCCGGACACCUGCCCCCUCCAGCAAGUCCUGGGGUGGUUCCUUGGAUGGCACCGGAGAGGAGAGAAGUCAGUGUUGACCGUGGGGUCUCCAAAGCUCCUGAUCUUUCCCGAGAUUGUAACUGAAAUCUACUGUCUCUUCUUGUAUUAAUUUGGGGGCGGGGGGUGCUGUCUUCGCCAUGGACGUGAAGCAGUGUAUGUCUCUAAUUUAACGGAUUUACCGCUUUCUCUGCUAAUUGAGAGAGCAUUAUUUAUUUGUUUUGACACAAGUGCUUUCAGUGUUUUAUCCUAGCUAAUGGCUUCUUAAAGGUAAUAAAACCCUUCCAACCUAAUUGGUCAGAUAAGACUUUUCUUCUUGUGUGCUUAAAUAAAGCAAUUAGUGAAGCGCUUCUAUCCAAAAUGACUUUUUUUUGUCCUUUUUUAAAACUAAUUUACUGUUCCUGGAAACUUUUUGUACAAUAAAGCAGUCGUGCGGAUUAAAGAA
Molecule: messenger RNA, 7199 nt
Organism: Enhydra lutris kenyoni (northern sea otter)
Lineage: Eukaryota; Metazoa; Chordata; Mammalia; Carnivora; Mustelidae
Product: syntaxin 16
Exons: 9
Coding region: 3437-4258 (273 amino acids)
Biological process (GO): vesicle fusion; intracellular protein transport; vesicle-mediated transport
Cellular component (GO): endomembrane system; membrane; SNARE complex
Molecular function (GO): SNAP receptor activity; SNARE binding
Source: RefSeq, a predicted model, not a curated record